AUGUCUGACGAUGAAGAUGCCGCUCCUGUGGUUAAAAAACAAAGAAUCCACUUUGGAAGCCUUGAAGCUGUCGAGAGGGAACGCCUGGCGGCUGCUGGACCCUCGUCCAAAGAAAUUAAGGAAGAGAAUGAGAAUGACGAUGAGCAAGAAGAGGAAGAAAAUGGAGUGUCGGCGGCGGUUCUUGCUGGAAUAAGAGCGGGAAAUAUAAAUAUCAGUAGUGGUAAGCUGAAAGUUUCGAUGGAAAAAUUUCCAUAAAACCCCAUACAAUCAUGCAUACGUGUCCAGACCACAGGCAGACCACCCUCUGUUGGUGCGGCCGUUAUUGUUUGAAAUCUGAGCAUCGAUCUUUUGUUAUGUAUUAAAGAAAUACAGAUCAACAUUACAGUGGCUGUAAUUUGUUCCAAAAUGCAGAUUUUAAUGCAAAUGUUUCAAUAGAAGCUUGAAGAAAAUGUUAACUGACUCAUGUGUCACAUUUUUUUUUUCCAUCCCGUGGUGUUUUAAGCAUUAUUUUGGAAGAUGAAUAUUUGACCUCGGUGGCUGGAACUAAAGAAGAACACAAGGCAGGCUGCAAUCAGCUGCCGCCGCAUGACCUAGUCUACUUUAAGCUGGAACUGAUGCCAAACUAUUUAAAUUCUUACCUCAAAAAUACCGGCUGCUGAUCCACUGGAUAUGUCUCUAUGCCUGCAUUGAGUGAGAGCUCAAUCCUUCCAAAAUUUCUUGAGAAAAGCAAUCCUGAAGUUGCAAGACCAGCUUUCUCAACAUGAUCGGUGCAAAAUUUUGGAAUAAUUAUUAAGCAUAAUAAGGCAUUUAUUAGGCAUUUAAGGUAUGCGCCUUGAUCCAAUUCCACCAGUCAGCAUAAAAACCUGUGCAGGGCAGGGUUGGGGUUCUGAACUGACAACGGUCAUGAUACGCUGAUUAGUGGAUUUGGAUCGAUGUGCAUACCUCAAGUGCCUUUGGUCGAGAAUUUACGCGUUGUAACAAAAGAUCAAUGCUCAGAUUUCAAUCAACAAUGGCCCCACUAACACAGAGUGGUCUGCCUGUGUCGAGACUCGUAUUCAUUGUUUCAUCUGCAACUUUUUAAUAUGAGGUUGCUGUGCACAUGCAUAGUAAAUGUAUAGGGCUGUUUAGAAAUCUUACCUACCACUCUUUGGAGCAACUACUGAAAAAUUAGAGGAUAUUACAUGGCUGUGCAGAGAUAUGAAAUUUCUCUUCGAGUGGGGAAAAAUAUACCCUGAUUCCUGAUCCAGAAUAUUCAUUUGACCCAAGAAACAAUUUUUACUAUGAAUGGUUGUCCUACAAAAAAAUUCCAACUUGAAUUCAGCACACCCUUAAUGUUUGAGGGUGCUUUAAUGAAGUAAUGAAUUAAGUAGUAUUAUUGUAAAUGUCAUAUUAGGAGAAUACCUAGAGUUAUCUGAAGACCAAACCAGUGAAAGACAUCAGGAACUUUUAGCAGAAUUUGAGAGAAGGAAAAAGGUAGUACACUGUAGGUUUACAGCUACUGUAUGUAAUACUUGUACUUGUUUUAUUUGAAAAUUUAGUGCAUGCUGAGUUUUCUGAUCACUUGCUAGCAGGGCUGUCAAUAUAAAGGGUUAGGCACCUAGAUGCAGCUAUAAUUUAGGCCUUGCAAGGGUAGAAGCGACAUGGGACAUGGCUCCGAAAUCUGGCAACACUGCACUCACAAAAAACAAAGCAUCAGCAGAAGGAGGAGAGAAUUGUAACAGCGACAAUCCAUUUUUUAAGUAGUUAAAACAACAUCUGUUAACUUUUGGAUGUUGGCUGUUUCUGCAACUCUCAUCACAUUUCCUAAUAAGGUAUUGUUCAAGAAUGGUCCCUGGAGGGAGGAAGGUUUUUUACAAUUCUUUCAGGAGCCAUGUCUGCCAUAUAACUGUAAAUUCCAAAUUUAAUAUCAUGAAAAUUUAUGCCAAACUGACAGCAACAUUUUCGUCUUAGCUAAAAUGCAUCUGGGACAUCCUUUCCCAAGCUACCAGGGGACAGGCAGUCUCAGAAAUGACUGACAAAGCAAAACCAUACCCCCUUCUUGGAGGUCCUCAUGACUAAUACCUCCAAGUUUCUUGAGAGCACUGAGCUCUCAUAAUUUACAGCAAGCAUGUUACAUGUACAUGGACAUCUAAGUGCCAAACAGCUGUAGCUUUCAAAGGGAUAGGGUUUGUGUAAUAUGUGAAUAUGUUUAUCACUUGCAACAGCAAAUUCUCAGCUUAUAUGAACAAUGUGAAGCACUAAAAUGACACUUAUUUUUAAAAUAUUGUCAAUAGGCUCGAGCAAUCACUGUACCGACAGGUGAUGCAUCAGUGAAGGCGAGACUGCGGGAACUCGGAGAACCAAUUAGUAAGUUAUUUACUUUAAAACAAAAAUGAGAAUUGCAUUAAAUAGGGUCAUUUUUGGUGUAAGAUAUCUAAAUUACUUUAAAUACUUUACUGUUGUUUUUGGUUAAAAAAUGUCAAUCUUUGUCACAGCUUUGUUUGGGGAAGGUCCACCAGAAAGAAGAGACAGAUUGAGAAAAUUAUUGUCAGAAUUAGGUAAGUGAUAUUUGUUACAUGUAUAGAUUUAGGUUAAUUAGCAGUAGUUUGUCUAUGUAACAAAGAUUUUUUGAUAUUCAGUCAAAAUAUUUCCCCUUCUCUGAUUGGCUCAAAUCCCAUGACUAAUAGGCCACUUUUGAGUUCCAAAAACCCUCACUUUCACAAUGAGGCCAAGUGCACAAACUUUCUUGUGAAAAUGAGUUUUAUUUGCCUGAGAAUGAAAAAUCAUUUCCAUAUCAAAGGCUGAGCCCUUAACCUUGUUUUGAUACAGAGGCUCGGGGGAACUCGGAAAUGGCCUAUUCUUCACAACCAGCUACCGUUGACCAAAUUUGGAAAACAUUUGGGAUAUAUAUCCAGAAAAUGCUAAGUAUUGCAAAUCAAAAGAAUACAGUUAAACCUUUCCACAAUGGCCAGAGAGGUUUAAACAAGAAUCAUUGUAUGGACUGUCUUCAAAAGAAAGUGGCCAUUGUGGAGAGGUAGUAGUUAGUAGAGGUUGGACUGUAUUUCUAAUCAGUAUAAGACUGUGUAUCACUGAUUUGAUGUUAUAUUGUUGUCUGGUUUAAAGGUGAAGAUGUUCCCAAAAAGGAAGAGGACGAAAAAGAGAAACAGGAACCAGUAUGUCCUUUGUAGAUCUUUACUCCAUUAAAUCAUAUUAUCUUCUUAUUCCACUUUAUCAUAUGACUUCUGGACCUUACACUCCUCCCCUAACUCCCUGUAAAAAAUUCUCUUUGAAGCGAGUUAAACCAUUUUCCUGUCAUACAUGUUUACAUGUAUCAAAACAGAAGUUUUUUUAUAUGUCAAACAAACCAAAACUAUUAAAACUUUGAGGGAAAAAUAUUGAGACAAAACAAUUUUUUUAUUUAAAGACUAUGGAGCCACUCAUUGUUGUUGUGUUCAUUGUUAGCGGUCCAUGUCUCAGAUACAUAACCUGAGAUGACAGUGAAUUUGUGCAUUCAAAGUUUAGGAUGUUUCGGGUAGGAAAGAGAUAGUCUUCUUUUUCCAGUUGGGCCAAGAUGCAAUUUGAUGUUCUUUGAUGUCUUGUUUCAUUGUUUUAUUUAUAACGUACAGUUUAUAAAGUUAUUAAACUCUCUGGCAUCAAUAAAAAUUUAUUUCUGCUCUCAACCUUUUAUUACUUCAGGAAUUAGAAGAGGAAGUCUGGUAUCAUGAGGGUUCUCCGGAGCUGAAAGUAGCCCGCCUUUGGAUUGCUAAAUACUCUCUACCUAGGUGUGAAGUUCAUAAAUUAAAAGUUUAUGUAUUAUAAUAAAACUGAUAAACCAGCAUCAGUGGACCCUGCAAAAUUUGGCUUAGAUAAGACGGAUAAGGUAGAAUGGCCACCAUUAAAGAGAUUUACAGUUGUAAGAGCAGACAUUUUGAGCACAAGCCUUUGUCAGAGCAACUUCUUUGUGGUUUGGGGUUAGCAGUUGAAAUGUUAGCACCUUAAUCUCUUAGUGGACUCCAGUUCACCUGCUGUAAUCGACUGAGACUGUAGAUGAUAUCAAAUUCUUGACAGGGCUUAAGAAAAGUCCCAUCUAGCAAUCUGGGGCAAAUAGAUUCUCUUUGCAGGAAAGUAUAUGUAACGUUUUAUUCUCAUUUACCCAAUGAGCAUUGUCCCAGGAAAAUCCUUUAUUGUAACUUAAGGUAAACUUGGGCAAGCCUGCAACUGCCUUGGACAAGCAAAUUUGAUGACAGCUUGUCCAGAGCAAAUCUCGAAAAGUCCUGUUCGGUAGUCUGGGACUUGUUGAUGUUCCUGUUGGGCAAGUAAUAUUAAUCCUGCUCACCUGUUCAAUGGGCAAGGACCAGGUAACUAAUCUAUGAAUGAAUGAAUGAAUCAAGGGUUCAGCAGCUCAAUCAGUUGGUCAGUUCAUCAUUAUGGUGAUUAUUUAAACUCUCAUUCAGCAUAUUAGUGAGCUGCUUAAAAUGUCCACUUCAUUCAUCAGUUGGUCACUCUGUCAGUUACAGCUGUAGUUAUGUCUUUUAUGAUAUGUUUUGGUGUAGUUGUGAUUUUUUCAGCUACGGAGCUACUUGUAGUCAGUCAGUAAGUAAUUUAGCUAUUCAUUUUGUCACUCGGUUAUUAAGUUCAUCAGGUAGUCAUUACGUUGGUUAUGGCGACUAGUAGACAUUGUCACACUGGCAAGAUUUUGUUGUAUUUUGUUCAUAAGAUGUGUUCAUUAACAUGGACCUCACUAUUUCUAGAGCAUGUGAAAGAUUAAAACAAAUGCGCAUCCAGCAAGCCAGACCUGAUCCUGAGAAAGCUGCAAAGAUGCAAGAGUUACAUCGCAAACUAAGGGUUUGUUUCAUAUUUUUUGUGUAGCUCUGUUGUGUGGAAUGUGAAGAAAAGAUCAGAUACAGAUACAGUGCAUGCAUCACUUGGUUUUUUACACCACAUGUAGACACUUUAACUUCCUUAAUAUGACUUUUAGAGGGACAGACCCAGCAGUCUGCAGUACAGAGGUGUUGGUAUUACCACACCGAAGGUGGUAGAAAGCUUAAUGUUCAGCAAGGAAAUUCUUUAAACUGGUUUCUUCAUACUUGUUAUAGUUCUAGUUGUUUUGUUUCUGGCCUUAAUUGGGGUCAGAGUGUAACGACAAUCUUCUUUUAAAUGACCAUUGGAUUUCUGUGACUGACAUUUUUAGCUGGUAGACCUCAAAAAAUUUUUUUCCUCAUCUUUUCAGGGUCUAAACAAUUUCUGCAGUCAGAUUGGUGAUGACAGACCACUGUCCUUUUGUCAGUUUUCUCCAGAUUCAAAAAUACUAGCUACUGCAUCCUGGUAGGCUUACUUUGUGUCCCUGUUAUAUUGUCUUGUACCAUGUCUGAUGAACAUGUUUCGUGAUUCUAUUGCAAAAUAUUGGUUCAGCUAGUGUAAUGUGUUGUAAUCACAUGCACAAAAGUAAUUUCAGUGUCAGAUGUAUUUAGCUCAAAGCAAGAAACUGAAGACGUCCGCUAGCAGAAAUGGAAUUCUUUUCUUCAUGGUCCUUCAAUAGCAAGCCCAAUGGAGGUCCAGCCAUUUACGUGGCUAACAUUGUACCCUGCUAUUUAGAUAAAUUAUUUUAAGACCAAGGGUAAUGGUCUGGCAUCUGCAGCUUUGUAUUAUUAUUUGCCAUUUUUUGUUUUAGGAGUGGCUUAUGUAAACUUUGGUCAAUUCCAGAUUGUGAACCAAUAGCAGUUCUUCGAGGUAAACACACCAUGCAGAAAAGUAUGGACCUUAAUUUUGUUUUGGAUCUCAGAAUUGUUUGAUUUAACAAUUAAUUUUAACCCUUUUGCUCUCAGACUAAUUUAUUUAUGGAGAGAUAAUUUUAAUUUUUUUUGUAGUUUUUUAGUCUCUGGGAGACUUCCUAUGGUGUUACCAUUCUAAUGAAACCUCUUCAGUGGAAAGUUUGCAUAGUGGUAUUUAUUUGUUAAGAUUGCAGUGAUUUUGUUACAAAUAGUUAUGGUGAGUCCUGGGACUCAUCUUGUGAAAAAUCAUGAACAAUGAAAAAGACAAUGAGUCCCUGGCUCUUUUGUAACCACACAGUUAAUCUGAAGACAGACUCCAAAACUCUGUAUUACAGUUUACUGAAAUAAAAUUAUACCCCUUCUAUUGUAAAGCACAACAAAGACUAAAAGAAAUAAACAUCGUUUAACAACAGCCACAAGAACAGCAGGGCUGUGCUCUAGCAGAGCCCGGUGGCCCUGGUGCCUAAUUUUUGCUCUCGGGCGACUAGAAAAUUGUAGCUUUUUCAUACAAAUCAUAUGCUGGGCACCCUAGAUUUUACAGUUUCAGGGCACUGGGCUCCCUUCAAUUUUCCUUAGAGCACAGCCUUGAAGAGCCACAGAAAUUACACAAAUAUUCUACCAAAAACAUCUUCAGAUCGAUCUUUGCGUCCUAUGGGAGGCAUGCCACAAAUUAUGUUGCAUCUUAGGGGAUUUUUUAUGCGCCAGGGACGCAGGAAGCAGAGGUAACAAAGUCACUGAGAUUGUACAAAAAGAAAUAACGUACAUGUCAGGUUGAGAUCUGGAUCUUUUGUUCCAAUGGUUACAGGUCAUAAUGAACGUGUUGGAUCAAUAGUGUUUCACCCCCAAGCAACUUUGUCAUUAGAUGAAACUGGUCCAUGUAUGGCGUCCUGUGAUGCCGAUGGAGUAGUUCUUCUCUGGUCUCUCAACAUGUAAGUAGUCUCCUGUACAAUGAGUCAUUUUUUGUUGUUUUAUGUGGAAGAAUCCAUCCCUGGUGUUGAAAUAGCUGGUACUGCGUUAAGAGUACUCUGAGAAAACAGCCAACAUUUUGCGACACCUCUGGUUUCCCCUCGAAACCAACCUCGUUCCCAGGGUUCUCCCCUACCAGUCCCUACGGAGCGAAAGAGAGAGGGUGGGGGGGGGGGGGUAGGAUAGAAAACAUGGGAACGAGGUUGCUGAGCAGCCUGCGUGAAAGGCGCUUGAAACGGAAGGAACGCGGGAACGAGGGGCGCGGUUGCUUUCCGAGCAGCCAUGACGCAUCACUACCCAGAAGGGUUGGCGAUUUGAAACGAGAGGAGGAGGACUAAAGAUCUGGGUGGUGACACGUCAUCAGUAUGAAAUUUCUGCGCGCGUUUCUCUGACGUCAUUUCGCAGGGAAACCGGUAGUGGCGUCACAAAAUGUCGGCUAUUAGAGACCUUAAGAUACCCCGAAAUCGGUGUACGAGUAACGGGUAGCGCCAUGUUUUUUUCAUUUUGUGGUGACGUCAUCGACCUUACCCGGUAGAACCGCCCCAAACCAGUUUACUCGUAGAAGAACUACAUGAAGAAACGGAGUUUUUAAACUUUUUCCAUACUCAUGACGUCUGUUCAAAUAUUUUUGCCCCAGUGACGCAUCAUUUUGGACCCAAAUAGGGGUUGAAACGAUAUCAAUUUUGGCGGUAUUUGGGGGAUUUUGAGAAUUGCCGAACGUUUGAGUUUCGCAAAAGAAAUAGCAUUGAAAAAUUCAGCAUUCAUCCAAUCAAAGGAAUUGUUUGGUGAGGACUCGAUCCCGAUAACAAGAUCGGUCGGGACUUCCCGCCAAGUUUCUUAAAACAUGAUAUUUCAAUCAUGUAUGAAUGAAAUUUGUUGCGCGCGUUUAGAAUUUGAGGGACGUCAUUUCGACAUGCAUGGAAACCGGUUUGUGGCGUCACGCAUGAAAUGUCGGAUAUCGGGGUAUCUUAAGGUCUCUAUUUACUCAGGCUACAUGUACGAGAAGAGAACACGUCAUUUUCUCGCGCGGUAUUAGAGCGAGGGAAGUGCCCGAGCGCACCUGAAAAUGGCACGUUUUGGACAGAUCGCUAAGGAGGAGCGAAUCGAAGUUGUCUGGUAUGAGAGCGACUCAUACACUGUAAAGCCAAACGCCUGAUCGUAUGUCCCGUUUAUACGGAGAAAACUUGGCCCGGGAGCGGGGUCUGUCACCAAACCGAACUAUCCUGGGUGAGCCAACAUUUCCUCACAAAACUCGGCGAACGGUUUGAAUGAGAAACAAAAAGGUUGGCUCGGCUAAGCGGGUCACCCACCUAGCCAAACCAGCUUUUCUCCAUAUAAACACUUUGUGUCGGUUAUUUAAAUGAAGUCUAAUUUAGGCCGCGGUUUAAGAAAUUUAAGAAAGUAGGUGCUUUUCCAGACUAUGCUAUAUGCUUUAUUCAAAUUGUUCAUGAACGAUGGUGUUUAGAUGAGAGCGUUGGGCAAACUGAAAUGGCUUAGAACGCGGUUUUGUUAAACACGGGCUAAACUCCGUUUAAAUAAUUGGCCCUUUGGCUCGCCCAGUCGGGUCAACUGGGGCAAGGCGAGACAAUCAGAGCGUACGCAAGCGCCUAUGUCAGCUCCUGGCUUGGGCAAAGGAAUCUAAUUUUUACUCAUAUAAGCGCUCGCUAAAGUUGACGUGUCUUGGAGGGUGACCCAUUUUCCCGGGACAACGUUUUUUCCUUAUAAACCGGGCCCUUCAUCUUAAGUCGCUUAUUUUCUCUGUUUCCUUCGCGUGUCACCUUCAGGAUAGAGCGAUUUUCGUAUUAUCUGAAAAAUGGUUUCGGUUACUGCUCGUUAUUUAUUUUAUCAGCCGAUGGAUGAAAAGACCAAAACAUGGACUCUUCGUUUUCCCGCCAAAGAAAACCCUAAUAUGGAGAAGGCAUUGUUCGAUUGGCCAGUCGUGUUGCAGUAUGACGUUAAAGUGUAGUAUGCUUUGAUUUCUAGAAAGUUCUUGGGCAUGAAGGUUUUUCAGACAAGCGUUCGGUUAACCAACGAAAAGCCACGCACAUUUGUAUUCGUUCAAUAAACCUAUCAAAUCUCUCUAUUUCCGUUCGUUUGUUGUUUCUGUUUUGUUCGCGCGUUUUCAUUUCAAGGUCGUAUGAAAAUCGCUCUAACGAAGUGAAAAAAUUAAAGGGAAAAAAACAGUGACAGAAUUGGUUUGGAGUUGGGUAACUGAUAUCGGCAAUGUUUCUGAACAUUAUUUUCAUAAUAUUUUUUAGGGAUACUCCUCUUGCAAACAUAGAAGGACACGAAAAACGUGUCUCUCGUGUGGCGUAUCACCCUUCUGGACGAUUUCUAGCUUCUUGUUGGUAAGUAACUUUAUUAUUUCACAGGAUUGGUUGAUAAUAGAGCGGUUUUCACUUGACUGUCGUAAAACCAAAACCAAAGUAAAUACACUAGCCAACCAAAGGGCGCAGUAAAACCAAAACCAAAACCAAAACCAAUCCCUUUCGACAGUCAAGUGAAAACCGCUCUAUCAAAUUGGUUUAUACCGGCGUACAUGGUGUCAUCACUAUCCUCCGCAGCAAGCGUUUUCGCUCGAGUUGAUGCGCGAAAGCUGGAACGAAAGCAAAAAAAUAGAAGGAGCGGGAACGCUUGCUACGCGGGCUACACAGGCUAUGUCAUCGCCUUUGUUAGAUCAUGUGGUGUGACCACCCGGGCCUUCGCCUGAAUUUUUCGUGAAUUUGAUGUCUGGGCCCAAGUGAAAUUGUCAUUUUGUUCUCUGAUGAAGUUUGUUUUUGCCGGCAGUUUUGACUACUCUUGGAGACUUUGGGAUUUAGAACAGCUCAAAGAAGUUCUACAUCAGGUAAAAUACUUUUACUCAUCUCUUUUUCAAUUAACGCAGAAAACAUUGCGCUAAUGCGGCGAGACUUAUUCAAAACGUUAAGCCGAUUUGUAGACCAGGUUUGUUCGCCCAAAGUAACAAGCAAUAGGCUCUUUGCAUGACUUGAUCGCGUGAUCAACUUUCGGUAAACACGAAAACAGUUCACUUUGGAAAUAUUUUGUUAGCACAAGCUGAAAGAACAUAUUAAAAGUAGGUAACCUGAGAAUUUUUAGCCGUAUAUCUGAAAGGUAAAGAUUUCAACGGCCGCCGAAAGUUAGACGCAUUUGUAUGAGAAAAACAACUUUUGCCACCCAGUCACGAUUGCAUGGUUUUCCACACAAGUCCUUGUAAAUUCUAAAAUUUUUGAACUGUCGUUAAAUCUUUCCCUUACUCAUUUAAGCGCUCAAGUUGCCUGUUAUGAAUGAAAAGGAGAUUUGAGGCCCGUAAUGCUUAAGGAAAUAUUUCAUGACAGUUUUGAAAAUUUCGGUACUGUACAUUGGCAGUACCGUAGGAAGGUGGUGUAUACUUCUUUGUUUGUGUUGUUUAUAGGAGGGUCAUUCAAGAGAGGUGUAUAAUAUCGCAUUUCAGAUUGAUGGCUCACUUGCAGCAACAUGGUAACAACAGAAAAACAACAGAGACCUUCAGACUGGAGGACGAGAACGACUACGAGUACGAGAUUUCACUUUAAAGUUUUUUUCGUGUAUUCUCAAAAGUAGAGACCCCGGAAAGCUUUAUUGUGCUUUUUUUCACCCAUAAAGACCGUUAUCUUUAUUGAACGAGGCUAAGCCCUCUCCCGUUUGCAAAAUGAGAAAACGUUUAACGUUGUUUCCGCAACUACGACGGCCACUGCGGCCACUCGCUAGAACUCGUAGAAGAGUGACGACGGCUGCCUCGUUUUCCCGCCAAAAUGACGCUGGUUCACGCGUACGCACUAUUUAGUAUUGAGAAAAUCCCGUCCUCGUAGUUCUCCUCGUCUUAUGAAUCUAAAGGUCUCUAAUAACAACGUAUCCACAACAUAAAGGAGAAAAACUCUAAUUCACAGUGUACCCCAGUCAGUUCUUGUACUGAUAAUGGUAGGACCGUUAUGAGAAUCUUAAAACUAAAUUCAUGCGUUUACGUGUUUCAUUUACACGAAACAACCUUAAUGGCACAAAAUUUAGACGCCUAAGCGUUCAAAAAUUUGAACGCUAAAAUCGAGGUCAAAGUUUUAGCCGUUACGUUAGCUUGCGUGGCAGGCGUUCGAAAGGGAAGGGGAAGGGAAUUUGGGCGCUAGAUCGCGCGCAAGGGAGAAGGGAGGAGGGGCACGCCUGGCCCCAGUUUUUCAAACAAUGGAUAGCGCUAUCCAGGGGAUAAAUCUCUAUCCAAGGGAUAGUGCAAUUGGUUUCCCUAAUACGUUUCCACUGAAUAGUGAUUUAUCCGUUAACUCAGCUGGGAGACGCCGUUUUGGAAUUUCUAAAGUAGCGCUUUGCUCAUGGGAAGAUGGUAAAGCCAAAGAAAAAGUUUUUAAAAAUUCAACCCGUCAGUUCCGUGUGAACAGAGGGAAAAUAUUGAACCGUUCCGGGUAUGUCCGGUGCCCCGAGUACCUAGCCUGAAAUCCCACAAGAUUAAAGGCUGGACUUUCAAUAGUUCAAUUUUAGAAAAUUACAAAGUUACUGUUUAUCAUGCGUUUCUAGGAAACUGCCCACCUACCCCUCCCCUAAGCCAACAUUUUGCCUUAAGUGAGAAGUGAGUGUUAAUGUUGGCUUAGGGGAGGGGCUGGUGGGCAGUUUCCCAGAAACGCAUAAUUACUCAACUCAGUCCUAUUACCUUCAUUUAGUUUUUUUCCCUCCAAAUCCUGAGCACCGUAAUACCGCUUGAUGUAAUAACAACCCUGAAUGUAAUAUACCAACCAAAAAUAUAGAUUAUAUUAAGACUAGAAUUUGGAAUCUAGGAAAGAGAAAAUGGUGUCAGAGAAAAACAUUUGAAGAGCAUUCAUACUGUUUCUCAAUUAUUACGGUGUUGUUAUAUUUAGCGUUAAAGUUUAUUCCAUUUGCGGUUAGUAUUACAUUUAGGGUUUUUGUUACAUUUAGUUGUGAUACAAGAAGUAACUACAGAUCUUUUGCUCAUUGUAGUGGUCUUGACGGUAGAGGACUUGUGUGGGACCUCAGAACGGGUCAGUGUGUUAUGUCCCUUGAUGGACACUUGAAGAAGGUUCUUGGAAUAGAUUUUGCUCGUGAUGGGUGAGUCAAGUUACACCUUUGUCAUUCCCUAGCCUCGGAGGUUUACUCCUUGGUUUCUUGGUGGGAGUGUGCCGCCCCGUUCUCCAAAUCCUGCAUGACCUUAUUUCAGACCAACAAAUUUCAUUUUUUACACACGUUUUAAGUAGUGUCCACAGAGGUCCAUACCCCUUUUCAGACCUGGCCUCUAAGAAAUUAUGUCAUCAAUACUUAGAUUAGAACGCCAACAAAAAGCUUUCUUAAAAUCCAAUUCGAAUUCGCACAUUGCUAUUUACAAACACGUUCAUACGUUCCCAUAGUUCCCUCGAAAACGCUACCCAAUUCCAGACCAAAAUGGGCCACGUCUAUCCCCGUUUUCAGAAUGAAACGGUGCAAAAACCCAACCCACUGGGGCGGUACAUACCUAUAUGGCUUAUAUAUGGGAGUGCUCCCCCCGGUUCCCUAGUACAACGUUGUAUGCAUAGAGAGUAACACUCAACUGUCACAUAUUGUGAAGAAAUGUUUAUAUCAUCCAGUAAUUUUCCGAAGUUUUUACCAAAUUUUUCGUACCCCUGUUAGCAAGAUUUGUAAAAUUUAGGGUGUCAGAACCCUUCUGUGUUUUCGGUAGUACAGCAGGUUGUCGACUUUUGAACUCGUUUGACGUCGUUUGCCGUUUAUGGAAGCGAACUGAAGAGUAAUCCGUUUGUUGACGAAAACGAACGGGUUUUGUCCUUUUCCUAUCAUUUCGGCUACGUUAGACCUAAGCUUUAUUACGAAUAGCGUGAAGUGGUAGGCUCGUGCCUUCAUGUUAAAGUGGAUUUCCACUGUAGCGUAAUUUUUACGUGCAUACGCCGGUAAAAUUUACGUGCGAUAAAAAAGGCGAUGUAUGAAAGGCCGCUUGUAAACGUAAGCUUAGCGAGGUUCAACUUCUACGUUUACGCACGACCUUCCAAACAUUUUGCAACUUCACUUAAAGACCCUUAAAGUGUGAAUCAGGGGACAAGCAUUCAAGAUGGGUCCAGGAACGUUACCCAUAGGUUUAAUAUGAGUAAAUCCUCGUUUCAGAUAUCGUAUUGCUACGGGCAGCGAGGAUCAAAAGAUCAUGAUAUGGGAUUUGAGAAAGAGACAGAGCGUAUAUACCGUACCAGCACACACAAACCUUAUAUCACAUGUCAAGUUUUACGGUAAACGUUUAUUGAAAAUGGUAGCGAAUUGUUCUAAAGGGAGUAUUUUCCUAUCAGUGUAAGUUUCUACUCCUCCACAAACUCAACGUCAUCACUAACUGCUUGCCUAGGGCAAAAUGUUGCUUCGGGGAGGGUUGGGCUGGUAUUUUGCCUGAAUCCUCUACUGAUUUUCCCUUGCUAUACACAUUAGAGACCUUUAAAGUGAUGUUACACGGGACGAUUCUCAACGACGAUUUUACGGGUAACACAGCGUUGCAAUGUUAGAACAAUGUUGUAAGAAUUCGAAACAACGUCGCAACAAUGUUGCAACGCUGUGUUGCGCUAAAAAUCGUCGUUGCGAAUCGUCCUGUGUAACAUCACCUUCAGAUUGAAGGACGAGGACGACUAUACGAGGACGAAAUUUGAAUGAAGUACGUAUUUCUUUUUUACCUAAUCUCAAAACAUUCUCCCCGGAAAGCUUCAUUUAAUUUUUCUCACCAGAAAAGUUUCUACGAUUAUUCUUAUACAACGAGGUUAAUCCCUCUCCUGAUCGCUAAAUGAUUGAAAUGUAACAUUUGAAAACUUGUUUCUGUCACUGUGACAUUCUCGCUAAAACUCGUAAUAGAAUGACGACGGUUAUCACGUUUUCCCGCCAAAAUGACGCUGGUUCAUGCGCGCGCACUACUUAGUGUUGAGAAAAUCUCGUCCGCCUAGUCGUCCUUCUCUUAGGGCGCUUUCCAUUUGUCAGAACUGAGCGGCCAGACCAUUCCCGUCGUAUUGAGAAUUUCACUUUUAAUCAAAACUAUCCAGCCAGAUCAGUCAAAUCCUAAAUAGUUUGUACGAAAGAGAUAGUUUUCAGCAAAAACUCUUGGAAAAAGCUUAUUUCUUUGUCAAAAUGGCUGGUCCGACCAUGGCCCAGACGGCCAUUUCUGACAUUGGGAAAGGGCCGUCGGUUAGAAUCUAAAGGGCUUGUGACCCGCCGGUUCAGACAACCAUGCCGUUAUUGAAGCGACUCAAUUUUCUCGACUCAAACUUAUAAACCGCUCAGACCCUUUAUUGGUUAACCUCGGUAACUCUCCUUCAAGGGAUUAAUUCUAAUUUUCCGACGAGUAUCACCGUCAUUUUUAUGUAUGAGUCUCCUUAGGGUAGAACUCAGAACAGUGCCGUAAAGUUUUAGACGCAACGAUCUGAAAUUGAGUUUUUUUGUUUCUUUUAACAGAUGAUUACUUGAUAUCGGCGUCCUAUGACACAACCAUUAAGGUGAACAUUGAUAGGCAGCCCGCUGCAUUCACAGCGCAGUUUGUUAUAUUAAUUGUCAUAGUAAUUGUUUCUUCGCUUUGGUCUCGCGUUACAGAUCCUUAGUAGCAAUUUGCUAACUGAAAAGUCGAAUGCAGAGCGUGGAAAGGUGUUUGUUUUAUGAUAGAUUGCUAGCUAGUGGCGAAAUGCGAUUAAAAAAAACUUGAUCGCUUUGUGCGCAGGUAGAAGUCGAGGGUUGUUACUAUGUAUUUGAUUACUUGUUCACGUCUUGUUGGUAUAAAAUCAAGGAUCAUCACGCGCUCCUUAGUGUUGCAGAUAAUUGCGGGACAAUCCAACUGAAAGAUAGUGCGUUUCCGGACUUGGCACCAAGGCUUGGGAGAAUAAAACAAAAGAAAUCAUCUUGAGGCUCAGCAAUGAAUAAUACAUUUCUUUUGUUUUAUUCCCCCAAGCAUCGAAGCCAAGUAUGAAUUUUAAUAUAUUGAAAAUGUUCUAUUGUACUGGUAGCUCAGCUGUUUUAAUAGAAAAGAAGAAACAAACUGUGAAAAUGAAAUGAUUAGCACGUCACGAGCGUGGGACAAAGAAAAAAAAAUCUGACUCCCCGACAGGAUUCGAACCUAUGAUCUCCCAAACACCGGGUGGGUGCUCUAUUCACCUGAGCUACGGAGAACUCAUGUAGAGCGAGGCCAUAUACUAGGUUCAUAACCAAACUGCUACCUAAAAUUUUAGCAAGAACACCAAAUAUAAUACCUGACGGAUUGCGACUGUCAUUUGAAGAACAUCUGGGCUGAGUUGUUCAAAGCUGGGUUAACAGGGUUAGUGCGAGAUUUUAAUUCAGAUUUGAAAGCUUAAAAAGCAUUUCAGUUUUAAUUCUUUUUGUCUGCAAGAUGAUGAUUGGAAGCUUUAAAAAUGACAGAGAAAAUUAUCAUCGAAAAUGCCUCAGAACACAAGAAAAAGAAACCCAGGUUAAAUUUAACCCCGGGUUAAGCGCCAACCGGCCUUCGAACAACUGGGCCCUGCUAGACUAAAAAUCCCUUUAUAUUAUGUCAUGAAUUUGCCAAGUCAUGAGUACAGGGACUUUACCUUGAUCUUGAUCGAGGUAAGCAUUUUUUUGAAGUUGGAAAUGAAUAAAUGAAUUGAUUGAAUAAUGAAACACUUGGUGGAUUCGGCUUGCGUUUGAUAUGGAGCAUUAUGAAGAUUUCGGAGGGUGAGCGAUAUUCUGGUGCCUCCUCAUUUACAUGAUAUAGCACAAUGUUUCUCUCCUUAAUUUUAUUCCGAGGGUUAACUGAUAGAGACUGUUUUAUCUUCAGGUGUGGUCCCAUCCAGGAUGGGCGCCACUUAAAACCCUCACAGGACACGAGCAGAAGAUUAGUUGCGUGGAUGUUUCACCAGGUCUGUAGUUCUUCUAUAUACGUUUCUGAACGGCUGUGAACAAGGCUGUCCGGAAACUCGACAAGAUUGAGAGUAAUAUCUCUUUCUUUAUACUUGAGCUGCGAUCACAUGGCGGCUUAAUAUUGAUAACUUGGGAUGCGGGGGAGUACAGUAGACAGUGGUUAUGUCACAUCAUACCUACAGCAAUCGUAGAUUAUCCAGGUUAUUACACAUUGUACUCGCUAUCCGUCUUCUCAUUGGCUAAGAGCCUACAGUUAAUUUUGGAUAUCAGCGCAACCAACAGAUUAGUCAAUUAUCUGCUAGCAGAUUCAGUUGAGGCUAAUCUGUAGGUUGCGUGCGCAGUGCAUGAUUUUUAAGAGCAAUGUCAAACUGCGUUCUAUACCGUAGUGUGUUUGUCGUUAUUUUCUUCAAAACAAUGCAUAAUAAAACAAUUAUUAGAUUCGGUUUUUUUGAUGUCCGGAAUAAGGUCUCGGUAAGUAAAAAUAAGUGUUAUCAGCCUCUGCCCUCGGCUCGGUGGAUAACACUUACCUCGACCUUAUUCCGGAUAUCAUAAAAACUUCAUUCAAUAAUUGUUUAUAAUAAUAUUCAGCUAUGAUGACUUCUGGUUACUUGUAUGAGUGUGCCAUGGAAGUCCUGAAAGACGAUUGAAUUGAAUUAUUAUAAUUUUAGGAGAGGAGCUGACGUCCGCUAAGGAGACAAACCCAGGCCUAGAAAUCAACGAAAACCAGCAAAACUCACAAAGUUUCAUGAAAAAAACAUUGUCGUCGAUAAUCCUGGCAAAUUUGUCUGCAGCUAGAAAUUGUACUUUUCUACGAGUGAAAUUUUUUUUUUGUCGACUGUUGGCAGUUUAGGUUUUCUAUUUCAUAGAAUUUGUUUCAUUCGCCCGCACGGGGCCCAAGGUGGGGGAGCAAGGGCUGAUGGGAAGCCUGCGCAAGAGGCGAGGUCUUUCUUUCUCAUUUCCUCACUAUCCAUCACACCUCGCGCUUACGUGCCGCGCGCAUUAUUGCGACGACUGGGAAGGAAUCCGGUGGCUAUUGUAACGUGAGUAGUCACGGAAACGACACAGAUUCUUUCGGUAACAAAAGACCGGAGAAGUUGGAACCUUCUGAUGCUAUAUCCCUUCAUAAGCCUAAGUCCAUUAUGGAACGUCGAACUUUUCACGAGACGAGCCUAAUACUAAUGAGCAAAAUCUUUUGUUCUCCCUCAUUAGCAUCAAACUCGUUCCCAGGGUUCUCUCCUACCGGUAGGAGAGAACCUGGGAAUGAGGUUGCGUUAACAUCAAGUCCGUCCCAUGUGAAGUUCAACGUUGACCCUGGCCUCAGAUCAUCUUUUCUCAUUGCUUAACUGAACCGGCAAAUGAUAAAUCUAACGGCGUCUUUCUUUCCUCAGAUGGACAGUACGUCGUGUCCAGCUCGUUCGAUCGAACUUUCAAACUGUGGACCUCAGACUGAGCCAUGGCUCUGUAGCAGGUACCGAUUUUCAUAGCGAUGCUUUAAGCAACAGUCCAUUUACCAAGGGUCACUCACACCCAGGAUAACUCCAACACAUGUACUACGGUUACGGAUAUGUGACAAGCUCUGUGACACUUGUAUAUAGCCCACGAAUGAAGUUUCCAAUAAACAUUCUUUAAAAGUAACAUAUCUUGGUGUUUAUUUCUCAUGUCUUACCCUGCGAGGAGAAGCUACCUU
Messenger RNA from Porites lobata, 17271 nucleotides. Lineage: Eukaryota; Metazoa; Cnidaria; Anthozoa; Scleractinia; Poritidae. The record is from the annotation of a GenBank genome assembly.